GAACAUGAAACGUGCGUUUUGAGAGCUGAGCUUGUCUGUGUUGUCCAGUCUCCGUGGUAUGAGCGGAAGCACUGUGUAUAUUGCCUAAAAGUUAUACAUUGUCGGCAGCUACGGUCGCAGGAAGAGUGCUAUGGAAGAAUUAAGUCCCGGGGUCUCUACACCGAGUAGAAAACCUGUUUUAACUGGGAGCGCACGGAAAAUUAAGGACAACGCAGCAGAUUGGCACAACUUCAUUUUGAAAUGGGAGCGACUCAAUGACGACGGAUACACGAUUGCAAACCAAAUUGUCAACCUGACGUUAAGCAAAGCGUCAGUGAAAGAGACGGACAUCACAAUAGAAUGUGAUGACACGUCUGUCUCCCACCAACCAGCAUAUACCGCGGGACCCAACAAAGAGCUGGAGGACAAAUGUACAGAUUUGCUCGCCAUAUUGGACAAAAUGACUCAUCUUGCAUCUAAAAUGGAGAGGCUAUCUGCUACUACGAAGGGGGUGUGUGACCUACAGAAGUUCCAGCAGGGGGCAUCAGAAGCUGCGACAACCCUGUUUCAGACAUGGCCCACGUCACACUUUGAUGAAGUUUCCUCCAAGAUCUUGGAAUCCUACAAGCAAGAACUGGCCCUCAAGGAGACCAUUGUUCAGGAAAUCGCCCACACAUCGAACUCAGAUCUGUCCAUGGUCUAUCUGUCCUGCUGGCUGUAUCAGCCCUACAUUGGGGACAGUACAAAGCUUCUGCUGGAGAGUAUGCUUCUGGAGACAGGACAUAGACCGCUGUGACAGGAACUCUCACUCAGUGCCAGGAUUAAGACCUUGGCUCUGUGCUUCCAAAGCAACUGUGUUGUAAAUAAGUUAUGAUGGAAGUAAUGUUGUAGUAAUGUCAUUUAACUUGUGCUGCAUCAGACAUUAACCUUUGGCUAAACUGUCAAAUAACCCAUGUUCCUAUGUGAACUGAUGAUAUACCAUAAAUAAGACAUUAUUAGGAAAACGUUAUUAGAUGAAGUUUACUGAAAUAAAGUUCUGCUUGUACCCAUGACUGCACUGAACUCAACUCUGUUUGAGAGUAAUGAAAGACUCUUGCAGAGCUAAAAUCAUAGUUUUCAGUUUAAUUUCCCUUCAAUGUCAUUUUCAAGGUUUACUUUUUUCCGAAGUGAGGGGCAUGUUAUGCCUGAUAUUUGUAACAUUAAAAAAGUACAAAA
Molecule: messenger RNA, 1194 nt
Organism: Megalops cyprinoides (Indo-Pacific tarpon)
Lineage: Eukaryota; Metazoa; Chordata; Actinopteri; Elopiformes; Megalopidae
Product: cyclin-dependent kinase 2 interacting protein
Exons: 5
Coding region: 131-775 (214 amino acids)
Source: RefSeq, a predicted model, not a curated record